AUGACACACAUUGAAACCCAUAUUAUUAUUGAUGCUCCACCAGAGAAGGUGAGAGAUGUGCUUUUCAAUUACCAAGACUACAAGAACUGGAACCCCUUCUUUGUCAGUUUCCAAAAGUACACAAACACAAAGGUCCCAGAGUUGCAUGUUGGUGAUGAGCUACAGAUUGAUAUGAAGUUGAAAGAUACACAUCAUACCAGUACCAUGUAUCCCAAGAUAUUGGAGAAAACAGAUUAUAAACUCAAAUGGAAAGGUGUUUUGUUGAGUGCUUGGGUCUUUUACGGGGUACACACUUUUGAAAUCGAUCCACUCAACGAUGAAGAAGAAGAAGAAGAAGAAGAAGAAGAUAAUGAUAGUAAUAAAGAUGACGAUAACGACGCGAGUUUGGUCAAACACAAAGAUAGCCAUGUACACCAAGUGAAAACUGCAAGAGCAAAAUCAGCAACCAAGACUGCUCAAAAAACCAUAUUUGGCCAACUGGAACAGUUUGGUGGGUUACUAGUUUACGUUUUGCAAAUAUUGGGCGUGUAUAGAAAAACCCAAGAAUCGUUUAAAUUGUUUAACGAAGCAUUAAAGGAACAAGUGGAAAAGAGUUUGUGA
Molecule: messenger RNA, 600 nt
Organism: Lodderomyces elongisporus
Lineage: Eukaryota; Fungi; Ascomycota; Pichiomycetes; Serinales; Debaryomycetaceae
Exons: 1
Coding region: 1-600 (199 amino acids)
Source: RefSeq, a predicted model, not a curated record